Bursaphelenchus okinawaensis is the source of this 1320-nucleotide messenger RNA. NCBI's taxonomy places the organism in Eukaryota, Metazoa, Nematoda, Chromadorea, Rhabditida, Aphelenchoididae. The record is from the annotation of a GenBank genome assembly.
AUGGGAGUUCACGCGGCCACAAUCACAGCCCUAACCCUGUCCGGCUCGACCCUCCUGCUAGCCUUGAUCGGUGGAAUGUUCAUCUACCGUGACAUUCAAGAAGUCUGGCUAGAAUUGGACGUUGAAAUGGACCGGUUCAAGCUUCAAGCUGAUGACUUGUGGAUGGACAUGGUUAAUAUGGGAGCUGGAAGUCCAUCGAACCGUGCCAGACGUCAAGCUUAUGGUGGGUAUGGAGCUCAAGGCAUGAACCAUGGAGGCUCGGGAGGUCAUGGGCCAUCAUUCGCCGGACCUAGUGUGGCUAGCAACCCAUUGACUGUUGGGUACGGUAGCUACGCUCCUAAGUGCAGUAGGUUUUUGGAUUUUAUUAUUGGCAGGGGCGGGCGGGGUAAAAAAAUUUGUGGAGGGGGGGGGGUUCGGUAAGGUAGGGUACAGUACAAAGAAAAAAAAUUACAUAGGGAGGGGAAAGUUGUCUGUUGGGGGUGGUAAAAAAAUUGUUUUGGGUGGGGGGAGGGGUAAAAAAUUUUUGUUUGGUGGGACGGUAAUGAAAAUUUUUUUUUUUUUAAACUGGCAGGUGAAAAUUUUGUGUACUUUUUUCAAACUUUUAUUCCAGCCUGCUCCGCCGGAGCCAACGGAGAAGCCGCCGCCAACAACUGCCCAGCCGGUCCACCAGGCCCACCAGGAGAAGAAGGCCAAGCUGGUAUCCCCGGAAUUCCAGGCAAAGACGGUAUUCCAGGCCAGAACAACGACGAUAUUCCUCAAUCUCCACCUCAAGGCUGCUUCACCUGCCCACAGGGUGCGCCAGGUACACCAGGAGCGGCCGGUAGCCCAGGACCACGUGGAAACCGCGGUCACAAAGGUACUCACGGCUUCCCUGGCCGUGACGGCUUCCCUGGUACUGAUGGUGAAGAUGGACCACCCGGACCUGAUGGUGCUCCAGGUAAUGCCGGUCCAAGUGGUGAUAAGGGCCAGGAUGCUGAGAAGAUUUUGGGCCGUAAAGGACUACCUGGACCACCAGGACCACAAGGAGAUCAAGGAGAAGAGGGUGAUCAAGGAGCAGCUGGACCAGAAGGUGCUCCCGGACCUAAGGGUGUACCAGGUGCUCCAGGAUACCAAGGAAACCCUGGUCCGGACGGUAAUGAAGGUGGACCGGGAGCUGAGGGUCAGGCCGGUAAGGAUGCUGAGUACUGCCCAUGUCCUGGUCGUAGCAAUGAUCAUGGGGCUAGCGGAAGCAGCGGUGGCUACGGUGGCCAGAGCGACAGUGGCAACUAUGGUAGCGGCAGUGGUAGCAGUGGUGGCAGCAAGGGCUACAGAAGAAUCUAA